Molecule: messenger RNA, 6954 nt
Organism: Mya arenaria
Lineage: Eukaryota; Metazoa; Mollusca; Bivalvia; Myida; Myidae
Product: mucin-2-like
Exons: 9
Coding region: 1-6954 (2317 amino acids)
Source: RefSeq, a predicted model, not a curated record
AUGGAUGUUGUCAAAGGCGCCACAGUUAAAACUUAUGAUUCCGUCGUUUACGGUAUUUCAAAGAUAAAAUGUGCAGAAGCGUGUCUGAGAAAGGGAAGAGAUGGAAAAUGCAACUUGGCGGGCUAUGAAAAAGUGUCAAGAACGUGUUUUCUGAGUUUGGACGACAUCAGUGGUGUUAUAAGUGUGGCUGAUCCGGGUUAUCUCGUUAUCGACACUGGGGCACAUGGGGUGCGAACCAGAUUCUCGGUGCAGCAAAUGUUUACCCUUCAUAUGGAGAACACGGCAAUGCUUGGUGUUCAACAAGCAGGGUCGAUCCUCAAUUUAUUGAGGUGGAGUGCUAACCAGAUUCUUGGUGAACCGGACGUUUAUCCUGACUACGGUCAGUUUAUCCUUGCAUGGUGUCCUUCAAACACAGGCACUCCGGAAUUUAUUGAGAUCCAGUUUGCUCAAGCCGUUCAUGUCACAUCCAUAGACAUAUACGAAACAUGUAGGGGUGGAACAGUCCUUAAGGUCAAGUGCUAUCAAGCAGAGAGUGUACUGUACAUGGACUUGUGGACGUCUGAAACAACAGAUGUGAUUUCAUAUGCAAGGAUCUUUUCUCCGCCGUUGACUGGAACUUGUUUCUCAAACCAAAUUCGGCUGGAGACGCAUGGCAUCGGAGACUGGUCGAACAUCGACGCAGUCAUGUUGCAUGCUGCACCUACUACAAUUGAUCCGACUACAGCUACACCUUCUACGGAUGCAGAUACUAUAGCAGCAACUCCAACAGUUGCACCCACUACAGCUGCACCCACUACAGUUGCACCUACUACAGCUGCACCCGCUACAUUUGCACCCACUACAGCUGCACCCACUACAACUGCACCCACUACAGCUGCACCCACUACAGUUGAACCCACUACAGCUGCACCCACUACAGUUGCACCUACUACAGUUGCACCUACUACAUUUGCACCCACUACAGCUGCACCCACUACAGCUGCACCCACUACAGCUGCACCCACUACAGUUGCACCCACUACAGCUGCACCCGCUACAUUUGCACCCACUACAGCUGCACCCACUACAGCUUCACCCACUACAGUUGAACCCACUACAGUUGCACCUACUACAGUUGCACCCACUACAGUUGCACCUACUACAGCUGCACCCGCUACAUUUGCACCCACUACAGCUGCACCCACUACAACUGCACCCACUACAGCUGCACCCACUACAGUUGCACCCACUACAACUGCACCCACUACAGUUGUACCCACUACAACUGCACCCACUACAGUUGUACCCACUACAACUGCACCCACUACAGUUGUACCCACUACAGCUGCACUCACUACAGCUGCAUCCACUACAGCUGCACCCACUACAGCUGCACCCACUACAGCUGCACACACUACAGACGCACCCACUACAGUUGCACCCACUGCAGUUGCACCCACUACAGUUGCACCCACUACAGUUGCACCCACUACAACUGCACCCACUACAGUUGUACCCACUACAACUGCACCCACUACAGUUGUACCCACUACAACUGCACCCACUACAGUUGUACCCACUACAGCUGCACUCACUACAGCUGCAUCCACUACAGCUGCACCCACUACAGCUGCACCCACUGCAGUUGCACCCACUACAGUUGCACCCAUUACAGUUGCACACACUACAGCUGCACACACUACAGAUGCACCCACUACAGCUGCACCCACUACAGCUGCACCCACUACAAUUGCACCCACUACAGUUGCACCCACUACAGUUGCACCCACUACAGUUGCACCCACUACAGUUGCACCCACUACAGUUGCACCCACUACAAUUGCACCCACUACAGUUGCACCCACUACAGCUGCACACACUACAGCUGCACCCACUACAGUUGCACCCACUACAGUUGCACCCACUACAGCUGCACCCACUACAGUUGCACCCACUACAGUUGCACCAACUACAGCUGCACACACUACAGUUGCACCCACUACAGUUGCACCCACUACAGUUGCAUACACUACAGCUGCACACACUACAGAUGCACCCACUACAGCUGCACCCACUACAGUUGAACCGACUACAGUUGCACCCAUUACAGCUGCACCCACUACAGUUGCACCCACUACAGUUGCACACACUACAAUUGCACCCACUACAGUUGAACCGACUACAGUUGCACACACUACAAUUGCACACACUACAGAUGCACCCACUACAGAUGCACCCACUACAGUUGCAACCACUACAGAUGCACCCACUACAGUUGCACCUACUACAGUUGCACCCACUACAGUUGCACCCACUACAGUUGAACCGACUACAGUUGCACACACUACAAUUGCACACACUACAGAUGCACCCACUACAGAUGCACCCACUACAGUUGCAACCACUACAGUUGCACCCACUACAGAUGCACCCACUACAUCUGCACCCACUACAGCUGCACCCACUACAGCUGCACCAUCUACAGCUGCAACCACUACAGCUGCACCCACUACAGUUGCACCCACUACAGUUGCACCCACUACAUUUGCACCCACUACAGUUGCACCCACUACAGUUGCACACACUACAAUUGCACCCACUACAGUUGCACCCACUACAGUUGCAACCACUACAGAUGCACCCACUACAGUUGCACCCACUACAGUUGCACCCACUACAUUUGCACCCACUACAGAUGCACCCACUACAGUUGCACCCACUACAGUUGCACCCACUACAUUUGCACCCACUACAGCUGCACCAACUACAGCUGCACCCACUACAGUUGCACACACUACAGCUGCACCCACUACAGCUGCACCCACUACAGCUGCACCCACUACAGCUGCACCCACUACAGCUACACCCACUACAGUUGCACACACUACAAUUGCACCCACUACAGUUGCACCCACUACAGUUGCAACCACUACAGAUGCACCCACUACAGUUGCACCCACUACAGUUGCACCCACUACAUUUGCACCCACUACAGAUGCACCCACUACAGUUGCACCCACUACAGUUGCACCCACUACAUUUGCACCCACUACAGCUGCACCAACUACAGCUGCACCCACUACAGUUGCACACACUACAGCUGCACCCACUACAGCUGCACCCACUACAGCUGCACCCACUACAGCUGCACCCACUACAGUUGCACCCACUACAGCUGCACACACUACAGCUGCACCCACUACAGCUGCACACACUACAGCUGCACCCACUACAGUUGCACCCACUACAGCUGCACACACUACAGCUGCACCCACUACAGCUGCACACACUACAGCUGCACACACUACAGUUGCACCCACUACAGUUGCACCCACUACAAUUGCACACACUACAGUUGCACCCACUACAGUUGAACCGACUACAGUUGCACCCACUACAGUUGCACCCACUACAGUUGCACCCACUACAGCUGCACCCACUACAGAUGCACCCACUACAGCUGCACCCACUACAGCUGCACCCACUACAGCUGCACCAACUACAGCUGCACCCACUACAGUUGCACCCACUACAGUUGCACACACUACAGCUGCACCCACUACAGUUGCACCCACUACAGUUGCACACACUACAGCUGCACCCACUACAGCUGCACCCACUACAGCUGCACCCACUACAGUUGCACCCACUACAGUUGCACACACUACAAUUGCACCCACUGCAGCUGCACACACUACAGCUGCACCCACUACAAUUGCACCCACUACAGUUGCACCCACUACAGUUGCACACACUACAAUUGCACCCACUACAGUUGCACACAUUACAGUUGCACCCACUACAGUUGCACCCACUACAGCUGCACCCACUACAGUUGCACACACUACAAUUGCACCCACUACAGCUGAACACACUACAGUUGCACACACUACAAUUGCACCCACUACAGCUGCACCCACUACAGCUGCACCCACUACAGUUGCACCCACUACAAUUGCACCCACUACAGUUGCACACACUACAGUUGCACACACUACAGCUGCACACACUACAGUUGCACCCACUACAGUUGCACCCACUACAGUUGCACACACUACAGUUGCACCCACUAUAGUUGCACAUACUACAGUUGCACACACUACAGUUGCACACACUACAGUUGCACCCACUACAGCUGCACCCACUACAGCUGCAUCCACUACAGCUGCACCCACUACAGCUGCACCCACUACAGUUGCACCCACUACAGUUGAACCGACUACAGCUGCACCCACUACAGCUGCACCCACUACAGCUGCACCCACUUCAGCUGCACCCACUACAGCUGCACCCACUACAGUUGCACCCACUACAGUUGCACCCACUACAGCUGCACCCACUACAGCUGCACCCACUACAGCUACACCCACUACAGCUGCACCCACUACAGUUGCACCCACUACAGCUGCACCCACUACAGUUGCACCCACUACAGCUGCACCCACUACAGCUGCACCCACUACAGCUGCACCCACUACAGAUGCACCCACUACAGUUGCACCCACUACAGCUGCACCCACUACAGCUGCACCCACUACAGCUGCACCCACUACAGUUGAACCCACUACAGUUGCACACAUUACAGUUGCACCCACUACAGCUGCACCCACUACAGCUGCACCCACUACAGUUGCACACACUACAAUUGCACCCACUACAGCUGAACACACUACAGUUGCACACACUACAAUUGCACCCACUACAGCUGCACCCACUACAGCUGCACCCACUACAGUUGCACCCACUACAAUUGCACCCACUACAGUUGCACACACUACAGUUGCACACACUACAGCUGCACACACUACAGUUGCACCCACUACAGUUGCACCCACUACAGUUGCACACACUACAGUUGCACCCACUAUAGUUGCACAUACUACAGUUGCACACACUACAGUUGCACACACUACAGUUGCACCCACUACAGCUGCACCCACUACAGCUGCAUCCACUACAGCUGCACCCACUACAGCUGCACCCACUACAGUUGCACCCACUACAGUUGAACCGACUACAGCUGCACCCACUACAGCUGCACCCACUACAGCUGCACCCACUUCAGCUGCACCCACUACAGCUGCACCCACUACAGUUGCACCCACUACAGUUGCACCCACUACAGCUGCACCCACUACAGCUGCACCCACUACAGCUACACCCACUACAGCUGCACCCACUACAGUUGCACCCACUACAGCUUCACCCACUACAGUUGCACCCACUACAGCUGCACCCACUACAGCUGCACCCACUACAGCUGCACCCACUACAGAUGCACCCACUACAGUUGCACCCACUACAGCUGCACCCACUACAGCUGCACCCACUACAGCUGCACCCACUACAGUUGAACCGACUACAGCUGCACCCACUACAGCUGCACCCACUACAGCUGCACCCACUACAGCUGCACCCACUACAGCUGCACCCACUACAGCUGCACCCACUACAGUUGCACCCACUACAGUUGCACCCACUACAGUUGCACCCACUACAGCUGCACCCACUACAGCUGCACCAACUACAGCUGCACCCACUACAGCUGCACCCACUACAGCUGCACCCACUACAAUUGCACACACUACAGCUGCACCCACUACAGCUGCACCCACUACAGUUGCACCCACUACAGUUGAACCGACUACAGCUGCACCCACUACAGCUGCACCCACUACAGCUGCACCCACUACAGCUGCACCCACUACAGAUGCACCCACUACAGUUGCACCCACUACAGUUGCACCCACUACAGCUGCACCCACUACAGUUGCACCCAGUACAGCUACACCCACUACAGCUGCACCCACUACAGCUGCACCCACUACAGCUGCACCCACUACAGCUGCACCCACUACAGCUGCACCCACUACAGCUGCACCCACUACAGCUGCACCCACUACAGCAGCACCCACUACAGCUACAUCCACUACAGUUGCACCCACUACAGCUGCACCCACUACAGCUGCACCCACUACAGUUGCACCCACUACAGUUGAACCGACUACAGCUGCACCCACUACAGCAGCACCCACUACAGCUACAUCCACUACAGUUGCACCCACUACAGCUGCACCCACUACAGCUGCACCCACUACAGCUGCACCCACUACAGUUGCACCCACUACAGUUGAACCGACUACAGCUGCACCAACUACAGCUACACCCACUACAGCUGCACCCACUACAGAUGCACCCACUACAGAUGCACCCACUACAGCUUCACAAAACGUACCAUCGUCGACAAGUGAAGCUCCCUUGGUAACACAGUGGGCGGAGACCGUUAUUGCAUUUUCUUCUGAAUGGGACAGCCCGAAAAAACUAAUUCAAGUGCCUAAGGUGCGUAAUGGUUCCGAUUCCAAUGUACCAAAGGUGCGUAAGGGUUCCGAUUCCAAUGUACCAAAGGUGCGUAAGGGUUCCGAUUCCAAUGUACCAAAGGUGCGUAAUGGUUCCGAUUCCAAUGUGCCAAAGGUGCGUAAUGGUUCCGAUUCCAAUUUACCAAAGGUGCGUAAUGGUUCCGAUUCCAAUGUGCAUAAGGGGCGUAAAGAUUCCAAUUCAAACGUGCCUAAGGGGCGUAAAGAUUCCAAUUCCAAUGUGCCCAAGGGGCGUAAAGUUUCUAAUUCAAAUGUGCCUAAGGGCCGUAAAGACACCAAUUCCAAUAUGCCGAAAGGGCGUAGAAGCACCAAGUCCAAUGUGCCUAAAGGGCGUAGAAGCACCAAGUCCAAUGUGCCUAAGGGGCGUAAAGCACCGAUUCCAAUGUACCUAAAGGGGCGUAAAGACACCAAUUCCAAUGUGCCUAAGGGCCGUAAAGACACCAAUUUCAAUGUGUCUAAGGGCCGUAAAGACACCAAUUCCAAUGUGCCUAAGGGCCGUAAAGACACCAAUUUCAAUGUGCCUAAGGGCCGUAAAGACACAAAUUCCAAUGUGCCUAAGGGGCGUAAAAACACCAAUUUCAAUGUACCGAAAGGGGCGUAA